Messenger RNA from Phlebotomus argentipes, 1682 nucleotides. It is a transcript of the gene Got2, whose product is annotated as aspartate aminotransferase, mitochondrial. Gene Ontology annotation, molecular function: pyridoxal phosphate binding; L-aspartate:2-oxoglutarate transaminase activity. The transcript is spliced from 3 exons. Gene Ontology annotation, cellular component: mitochondrion. Gene Ontology annotation, biological process: biosynthetic process; L-aspartate catabolic process. Lineage: Eukaryota; Metazoa; Arthropoda; Insecta; Diptera; Psychodidae. The record is from RefSeq and is a predicted model, not a curated record. The coding region runs from base 184 to 1479 and encodes 431 amino acids.
CUUUCGUGUGCCGGGCAAAGCGGGCAAAGUACUUAAUAAAUAGCGAUAUCUCGGCAAAAACAAAGCAAAUUGAUAGCGUCAAAUUGCUCUAUUUUGCGCAUGAUUGUCAGGCUAUUUCGUGUGAUAAGGCAAAAUCAUCAUUGUCACUUGUUUGUGUGAUCCGGUGAAAACGAGUUUGGAAGGAUGGUUUCGAGUCCAGCGCUGGUUUUAGUGUCCAAAUCCUUGCUCAGAAGCUGCAAUGGAGCCCCAAGUGUUCUGGCACAGCGCGCAAGCUCAACGUGGUGGGGAGACGUGAAGAUGGGGCCACCGGAUGCCAUUCUGGGCAUCGCGGAGGCCUUCAAGAAGGACUCAAAUCCGAAAAAGAUUAACCUGGGCGCCGGAACGUAUCGUGAUGACAGCGGGAAGCCGUAUGUCUUGCCCAGUGUGCUCAAGGCCGAGCACAGGAUCAUCGAGAGGGGCAUGGACAAGGAAUACGCCCCGAUCAGCGGCUAUCCGGAGUUCACGAAGUUGGCAAUUGAACUGGCUCUCGGCGAGGGAAACCCCGUUCUCGCGGCCGGCAGGAAUGCCACAGUGCAGAGCAUCAGUGGCACAGGAGCGCUACGAGUCGCCGCCGCCUUUCUAAGCUCUUUCUUCCCAGGCUCUCGGGAGAUUUUUCUACCGGCGCCCUCAUGGGGCAAUCACGUGCCUAUCUUCAAGCAUGCCGGCUUGAAAGUCAACUCUUAUCGCUACUACGAUCCCAAGUCUUGUGGCUUGGACUUUGCCGCCGCUCUUGAGGAUAUCAGCAAAAUCCCCGAGAGGUCCAUUGUAUUGCUGCACGCCUGUGCCCACAAUCCCACUGGAGUGGAUCCACGUCCUGAACAGUGGAAGGAGCUUUCGGUGGUAAUUAAGAAGCGCAAUCUCUUCCCCUUCUUCGAUAUGGCAUACCAAGGAUUUGCCAGCGGAGACAUCGACAAGGACGCCUACGCUGUGCGUCACUUCCUGGCCGAUGGACACGACAUUAUUCUCACGCAGAGCUUCGCCAAGAACAUGGGCUUGUACGGGGAGCGUGCCGGCGCGAUGACGGUGGUUGGGAAGGACAAGGAAGAGGCAGAGAGAGUGCUGUCGCAGGUGAAGAUCCUUAUUCGACCGAUGUACUCGAAUCCGCCCAUUCACGGAGCGCGUCUCGUGGCGGAGAUCCUGAAGGACAAGCAGCUGAGGACGGAGUGGCUGGGAGAUGUCAAGGGCAUGGCCGACAGGAUUAUUGGCGUAAGAACGAGCCUGAGAAGUGCACUUGAGAAGCUGGGAUCGCCACGAAACUGGCAACAUAUCACCGAUCAGAUCGGCAUGUUUUGCUUCACGGGACUCAAUCAAGAGCAGUGCGAGCGCAUCAUUAAGGACUACAGCGUGUAUCUGACCAAGGAUGGACGCAUCUCAAUGUCUGGUGUGAAUUCCAAGAAUGUCCAAUACUUGGCCGAAUCCAUUCACGCUGUGACGAAAUAAUUGUUCACGUUCAAAGCGCACACUAUGCAAUUCCAUUGCUGAGCAUUUAAGAAUACUCCAAUUUCUCGGAAAAACUGCAUUACAGGACAUCACGUGGCAUGGCCACAGCGAAAUUUAUUGAUUUUCUCUUAUAUUUUUGUAAAAAUUGGCUAGAACAAUUGUUGAAGAUAAAGUAGCAUGCAAAUAAACACUGAAAAACAUUA